This is a messenger RNA of Rubroshorea leprosula, 3165 nucleotides long. The record is from the annotation of a GenBank genome assembly. NCBI's taxonomy places the organism in Eukaryota, Viridiplantae, Streptophyta, Magnoliopsida, Malvales, Dipterocarpaceae.
GAUCCAAAAAGGUGUUACCUUUCUCUUUCUCUUCCUUCUUGUGUGUGUGCUUAAGGCUCUUUUCUCUGCUUCUGUGUCGGCCAUGAUUCUUGAUUUGAUUCUUUCAAGUAGGAAAAUUACAAGGAGAUUCAUUUCAUACUCAUCUCCCCUGUUUUUGCUGUCUCUUUCUCUGCUUUCUUUUCUGGGAAAAUCUGGGAACUGGGUUAAUUGCAGAAAGUUGGGCUUAGUGAGUUUUUGUAUUUUUCUUGGUAAAGGAGGGUGGAAGCGAAGAGAGAGAUUCCUUGUUUUAUUUUUUCUGGUUCUGUGUCUUUGUGGAUCUCGAGUUUUUCGAAGCAAAAGUGAGGAGGCUGACUGGAGACAUGGUGAAUUAAGACUGUUUUUUUCUCUGGAAAAUCUUGUAAUCGUUCUAUGAUUCUAAGAGAAAACAGAGGAGAGCAGGUUUUUGGUAAAAUUUUGAAGCCGUUUUGAUGCUGAAGCUGUGAGACAGAAACGGCAUAGCUGUUUAAGGCUUUGUGAUUUAUCAAAAUUAGGGUUCUUCGAGAUUUCUUGAUAGUGGGUGAGGAAGGUGAAGCUUUGAAUUGGGUGGAAUGAAGCUUUUCCGAAUCUAAAUUUCGUUUUUUUUCAGUUUGUCAGCAAUGUUGAGAAUCCCUGGAAUUACAGGUUUCGUUUCUGGAUUCUCUUUCAUUGGCUUCUUCUUUGAUCUUCACUGAAUUUUCAGUAGAAUUGGGUGCGGAGAUUGUUAUUUUUCCUGUGUUUCUUUGAUCAUUGAUGCCUUUUAAGCAUUUAGUGUUGGAAUCAUUGUUUUGGUUGAGAUGAUUACGUUUAUGGAUUCAAAGGAAAACCUGAAGGAGGUGGAGAAGUGCUUGGAUUCUCAGCUGUGGCAUGCCUGUGCCGGAGGAAUGGUUCAGAUGCCUAAGGUAAACGCCAAAGUCUUUUACUUCCCGCAGGGCCAUGCCGAGCACGCCUGUGGCCCUGUGGACUUCAGGAACUGCCCCAGAAUACCCCCUCAUGUGCUUUGCAGAGUCACUGCUAUCAGAUUCAUGGCCGAUCCUGAGACAGAUGAGGUUUUUGCAAAAAGUAGUCUGGUCCCUUUGGGUACUAAUGAGCUUGAUUUUGAGGAGGAUGGAAUUGGAGGCGUUCGUGGGAAUGAUACGCAGGAAAAGCCUGCUUCUUUUGCAAAGACUUUGACUCAAUCUGAUGCCAACAAUGGUGGGGGUUUCUCUGUUCCACGGUACUGUGCGGAGACGAUAUUCCCAAGAUUGGAUUACUCUGCUGAUCCCCCUGUCCAGACGAUCCUUGCAAAGGAUGUUCAUGGUGAGACUUGGAAGUUUAGGCAUAUUUAUAGGGGGACGCCGAGGAGGCAUCUUUUGACUACUGGAUGGAGCACUUUUGUGAAUCAUAAGAAGCUUGUAGCUGGGGAUUCAAUUGUGUUCUUGAGGGCAGAGAAUGGAGAUCUUUGCGUUGGGAUUAGACGGGCGAAGAGGGGAAUUGGAGGUGGGCCUGAGUCAUCAUCCGGGUGGAAUCCAGCUGGUGGGAAUUCUGUGGUGCCAUAUGGAGGGUUUUCAACAUUUUUGAGGGAAGACGAGAACAAGCUAAUGAGAAAUGGAAAUGGGCCAAUUUCUAAUAGUAAUUUGAUGGGGAAGGGAAAAGUGAGGCCAGAAUCAGUUGUUGAAGCUGCAACACUUGCAGCCAGUGGACAGCCCUUUGAAGUUGUAUAUUACCCCCGGGCAAGCACCCCAGAGUUCUGUGUGAAGGCCUCAUUAGUGAAGGCAGCAUUACAGAUCCGGUGGUGUUCUGGUAUGAGAUUCAAAAUGGCCUUCGAAACAGAGGACUCUUCCCGUAUUAGCUGGUUUAUGGGCACUAUAGCUUCUGUUCACGUUGCUGAUCCACUCCUCUGGCCUGAGUCACCUUGGAGGCUUCUUCAGGUUACAUGGGAUGAGCCAGAUUUGCUUCAAAAUGUGAAAAGAGUCAGCCCAUGGUUGGUCGAGUUGGUAUCAAACAUGCCUGCCAUUCAUCUAUCUCCAUUUUCACCUCCAAGGAAGAAGCCGAGGCUUCCACAUCACCCUGAUUUCCCACUUGAUGGUCAAUUUCCAGUGCCUGCAUUUUCAGGCAACCUCCUUGGGCCCAACGGUCCCUUUGGAUGUCUACCAGACAACACUCCUGCUGGCAUGCAGGGAGCCAGGCAUGCUCAUUAUGGUCUAUCCUUACCGGAUCUCCACUUCAAUAAACUGCAAUCAGGUCUGUUUCCAGUUGGUUUCCCGCUGCUUGAUCACACUGCUACGCCCAAAAGGACAUCCAACGGUGCUCCAAUCAUCCAAAAGCCUACCAUGAGUCAUAACAUUUCUAGCUUUCUAACCAUGUCGCAUUCUUCUCAAAAUUCAAAGAAAGCCAAUGAUGGGAAGACACCCCAGCUUGUACUGUUUGGUCAGCCAAUUCUUACAGAGCAGCAGAUCUCUCUGAGCUGCUCUGGCGAUACUGUCUCACCAGUUACUGCAAAUAGUUCAUCUGAAGGAAAUCCAGAUAAAAUGGCAAAAUUUUCUGAUGGCUCUGGAUCUGCAAUCCAUCAUCAAGGGUUAACAAAGCACUCAUCAUGUCAAGGUUUUCCAUGGUAUAAGGACAACUGCCAAGAAGCUGAACCUAGAUUGGAAACUGGCCACUGUAAAGUUUUCAUGGAAUCGGAGGACGUGGGACGCACUCUCGAUCUUACAUUGCUUGGAUCUUAUGAUGAUUUGUACAGAAAGCUAGCGGACAUGUUUGGCAUUGAAAAUUCUGAGACGCCAAACCACGUGCUCUACCGAGAUGUUAAAGGUGCAGUCAAACACAUUGGAGAUGAACCAUUCAGUGAUUUCACAAAAACUGCAAGAAGACUAACAAUUCUAAUGGAUUCAAGCAGCGACACCAUAGGAAGGUAGAGGAAGAAAGCAAUCCAUGAUUCCAAUCUGUAUAACCGCUUGCUCAAAUCUCUCAUUCUUGUGCUGACAUUUUAGCCUUCUUGAACCCAUGUGACGACCCAUAUCAAGUUGAGUUAUAGACUGCAAACCGAAAUCUUUUUUUGUUCAUUUUUCUUAAAAAGGUAAUGUAAAUGGAUUUUGAAACUUCCUUAUAUGUCAUAGUAUUUAGUUCUUAAUUUUCCCAUAAUUUGUGUAAUACAGGUUUUUGUUUGUC